AUGAAUCCAAAUUUGAACCAGAGCGAAAUAGGCUUUGAAGAAAUAAAAACAGAGCCGUUUUAUUGGGAAAAGAUUCUACCGCCGGUGAAGAAAGAGCCAGAGAAGAAGACAGAGAAUAUUCCAUGUCCGAUAUGUGGGAAGGUUUUUCGGAAAGAGUUUGAUAUCAAAAGACAUUUGUACACCCACACGGGAGAAAAGCCUUUCAAGUGCGAAGUUUGCGACCGCGGAUUUAGCCAGAAAUCGACACUCAUGGUUCACAUGAAUCUUCACACUGGAGCCAUGCCAUACAGUUGCCAUCUUUGCGGCAAGAAAUUUCGCCAGCGCCAGGGCUUGAAUUGCCACCUCAAGCAACAACGAUGUGUCCAGCAGAAUGCGGAAACAGAUGGAUAUCGCUUUCUGACGAAAAAGGAGAUGAAGGAAAGUCAGCUGAUUAAUCAGGAACAAUCAGAAAUACAAAAAAGCGGAUUGGUUCUUCCCGAUGAUUUGCGACUACUUCCCGCUGAUAAAAUCAUGCAACUGACGCUAGACACGGAAUACCUCGAUCUCGGCCAACAACUGAAGGACUUGCAGCGAAAAUUUGCUCAGCAGGGCUUGUGCUUCCCGGUGAUCGAUGAAUUGUUGACAGAUUUGCUUCCAAAAAGCUGUUCUAUUGCGAAGAUGCUCGAAGCAUGCGAGGACGCCAUCAAACUAGCGACCUCCAAUAGUGAACAACUCAACAACAGUAUUUUAAUUCCUCAAUGUCCGACUGAAGAAGCAGCUCCAGAAAUUCAAACAUCCCCCGUUCCCACGACAACCAGCAUCAAUCCGCCUCCAUCGACCCUUAUCAAUCUCGGUCUUCCACAACCUCCUCCCUUUCCAGAUCUCAUGAAUCUCCCGCUUCAAAACUCCACAGUUCUUGAGCCUCAUCCCUUUCAAAUAAUGCUUACAAAUAUUCACGAAUAA
Oikopleura dioica is the source of this 942-nucleotide messenger RNA. Lineage: Eukaryota; Metazoa; Chordata; Appendicularia; Copelata; Oikopleuridae. The record is from the annotation of a GenBank genome assembly.